Messenger RNA from Mytilus trossulus (common blue mussel), 1194 nucleotides. RefSeq names its product IST1 homolog. Gene Ontology annotation, biological process: protein transport. NCBI's taxonomy places the organism in Eukaryota, Metazoa, Mollusca, Bivalvia, Mytilida, Mytilidae. Bases 118 to 1194 code for a protein of 358 amino acids. The record is from RefSeq and is a predicted model, not a curated record. The transcript is spliced from 3 exons.
GAAGUGACGUCAAACACAAACAAAUCCUGUCAGAGUCGUGUGACUGUGAUUCUAUAUACAUGUUGAAAUAAAACUGUGACACAGUGGUUAGAAAUCACUUUAAAGGCAUUAGACAAAAUGUUUAGCAGUAGUGCAAAUUACAACAAACUGAAAACCAAUCUACGAUUGGUGAUAAAUCGCUUAAAACUACUUGAAAAGAAAAAGACCGAACUUGCUGCCAAAGCCAGAAAAGAAAUAGCUGAUUACAUUUCAGGAGCAAAAGAUGAUAGAGCAAGGAUAAGGGUAGAACAUAUUGUUCGAGAAGAUUACCUGGUUGAAGCUAUGGAACUCCUAGAAAUGUACUGUGACCUUCUGUUGGCACGAUUUGGUCUAAUCCAAACACAAAAAGAACUAGAUCCUGGUUUGGAAGAGCCAAUAGCAACACUAAUCUGGGCAACCCCAAGAUUACAAGCAGAUGUUCCAGAAUUAAAAAUUGUUGCUGACCAGCUAUCAGCUAAAUAUGGCAAAGAGUUUGCUCAGAGUUGUAGAACAAAUGAACUGAACAAUGUUAAUGAAAAAGUGAUGCAUAAAUUAGGAGUUCAAGCACCACCCAAGAUUUUGAUAGAAAGAUACAUGAUUGAAAUAGCCAAGACAUAUAAUGUACCAUUUGAACCUGACCCCUCAGUAAUGGCUCAAGAUGAAAUAUUUGCCGCAGAGAACUUGUUGAUUGAUUUGGAUGAGAAGAAAGGAGGAGGCGGUGGUGGUGGGGGAGGAGGGGGAGGAGGUGGCAUGGGUGUGCCACAGAUACAACCAUCAGCAUCAGCACCUUAUCCACCAAGAGUCACACAAGAUCCUGCCUAUCCUCCUCCACCAGGUGGAGGAUAUCCACCUCAACAGCAUAAUCAACCAGGUGGAUUUCCACCACCAGUUCCUCAGUCAGGACCAAUUGGACCAGGGGGUUUUGUGGACCCAGGAGCAGUACCACCUAAACCAUCCUAUGACGAUUGGUUAGGUGAAGAUCCAAAGAAGCAGGUCCAUAGUGCACCCAGUGGACCCCCACCUAAUGUAGGCUUCAAUUUACCAGAUCUACCAACAGUACCUAAUAAUACAUUACCCGACCCUGGUAAUUCUGUGGGGACAUCAUCAGCAGGUGGAGAGGACAUUGACUUUGAUGAUUUAACAAAAAGAUUUGAAAAACUGAAGAAAAAGAAGUGA